This is a messenger RNA of Onychostoma macrolepis, 4040 nucleotides long. Its product is annotated as activin receptor type-1B-like. Gene Ontology annotation, cellular component: plasma membrane; activin receptor complex. The coding region runs from base 85 to 1581 and encodes 498 amino acids. Gene Ontology annotation, molecular function: activin binding; activin receptor activity, type I; ATP binding. Gene Ontology annotation, biological process: protein phosphorylation; activin receptor signaling pathway; nervous system development. The record is from RefSeq and is a predicted model, not a curated record. The transcript is spliced from 9 exons. Lineage: Eukaryota; Metazoa; Chordata; Actinopteri; Cypriniformes; Cyprinidae.
CGUUCGCGCGCACUCGAGUAGUUAUUGCGCGCUCGGGACAGCGGCGUUCACGCGCAUUCUCAGUGCGAUGGGAGUCCUGUGAGGAUGGACACACGGCAAAUCCUGCGACUCUUGAUCGUUUUAUCAGGAUUGAACGGAGCGUGUGAAGCCCUGUUCUGUAACUGCACCACACCACAGUGUGUGAAGGAUGGGUAUAAGUGUAAGACCAACGGGGCGUGUGUGGUCUCCACCUCAAUCAUUGAUGGACAGGAGCAGCUUAUGCGGUUCUGCAUCCAGAAAGAGGAGCUGGUUCCUCCGGGCCGGCCGCUCUACUGCCUCAGCGCCGGGGGACUGAUGAACACACAUUGUUGCUACUCUGAUUACUGCAACAGCAUCGACCUCAGACUACAAACCGUGACAAGCGGACCGGGUUCAGGGCAGGACUGGGGGCCGCUGGAGCUCACUGCAGUGGUGGUGGUGCCGGUCUUUGUGCUGUGUGUGCUGGUUCUGCUGGGUGUCUUCCUGUUCCUGCACCACCAGCGGGCCUACGGUCACCGGCAGAGACUGGAGGUAGAGGAUCCCAGCACUGAACACAUGUUCCUGACCAAGGACAAGACCUUACAGGACCUCAUCUACGACCUCUCCACCUCAGGAUCUGGUUCUGGUCUGCCGCUGUUUGUCCAGAGGACAGUGGCUCGCACCAUAGUGCUGCAGGAGAUCAUUGGUAAAGGCCGCUUUGGGGAGGUGUGGAGGGGGAAGUGGAGAGGUGGAGACGUCGCCGUGAAGAUCUUCUCUUCUCGUGAGGAGCGCUCCUGGUUUCGUGAAGCUGAAAUCUACCAGACCAUCAUGCUCCGCCACGAGAACAUCCUGGGCUUCAUUGCUGCCGACAACAAAGAUAAUGGCACAUGGACUCAGUUGUGGUUGGUGUCAGACUAUCAUGAGAAUGGAUCCCUUUUUGACUAUCUGAACCGAUAUUCAGUCACUAUUGAGGGCAUGAUUAAACUAGCGCUGUCGGCUGCCAGCGGCCUGGCGCAUCUGCACAUGGAGAUACUGGGCACUCAGGGUAAGCCUGGCAUCGCUCACCGUGACCUGAAGUCCAAGAACAUCCUGGUGAAGAAAAACUGCACGUGUGCAAUCGCUGACCUCGGCCUGGCGGUUCGUCACGAGUCCGUCACUGACACCAUCGAUAUCGCCCCCAACCAGCGCGUGGGCACUAAGAGGUACAUGGCGCCUGAGGUUCUGGAAGAGACUAUUAACAUGCGUCACUUUGACUCAUUUAAAUGCGCUGACAUCUACGCUCUGGGACUCGUGUACUGGGAAAUCGCUCGCCGCUGCAAUGCUGGAGGUAUUCAUGAAGAGUACCAGCUGCCCUACUAUGACCUGGUGCCCUCUGACCCAUCCAUAGAGGAAAUGAGGAAAGUGGUGUGUGAUCAGAGGUUACGACCCAACAUCCCCAACUGGUGGCAGAGCUAUGAGGCGUUGCGUGUGAUGGGGAAGAUCAUGCGGGAGUGCUGGUACGCUAACGGCGCCGCGCGACUGACGGCUCUCCGCAUCAAGAAAACCCUGUCUCAACUCAGCGUGGACGAAGACAUGAAAAUCUGAGCGAAACACUACCUUCUGCCAGAAACACUCCUAGCAAAGAGAACGUGUACAGACAUGCGACCACUCUAAACUAUCCUGCCAGUUUAAAAGUAUUUCCGUCCACGGAGUUGGGACGGGGCCUACCUCACCCCACCGCCAAAACUACUGAACCUACGGUACCCAACAGCCCUCUGUGCUCUCCUCCUCCUCUCUACAUCUACUACCACUACCGCCCAGCUCGCCGAUCAAAAUGGACAUGUGACUUGAUUGAUUCUGAUCAAAUCAGUUUUGCCCCAAAGAUCAUUUUUCCAACCAUCAUAUUUAAGCAGUUUUGACCAGCUUGUUGCAUUUAAUUUAGAGCAGUUUAGCAGACUUACCUCGGUUAACUAACUAUGUGGAAUACACACACUCCAGAUAAUGGGCGGGUUGAGCUGGUAAACACAGUGAAUUAGUGCAAGAUGGCACUGUUAGCGACCGACACGAUCAGCUGAUUUCUUUCAUUCGCCAGUGUUUCAUAACCACGUCAAAGCUGUUAGCAAAGCAACCUUAUUUGCACUUUAUCCCGGAGGUUUUGUGAGCGUGAAGUGGAUUAUAGCCAUCUUGGUUUUGGAAUCACACACUGGCACACGCGUCUAUUCUUACUACUGAAUGGUACGGAGAUAUCUAUUUAUUUUAGCUCGUAGAUCCUUCAUAUGUCCUUAUUUUUUUAUCACUGUUAGAUUUCCUCCUCUCCUACAUGGGCAAACAAAGCUACUGUACAUAGUAUAUUUUUUAAGAGUGUGGAAAUGUAAAUAGCUUACCCUUUUUUUAAUUUCCAAGUCCUUCGACUAAGCUAAAGGUUUGAUCGUCCAGGAACAUCAGAGAUGUGAAGCUGUACGGGUCAGCGGAAGCGGUGGCUAAAGUACAGGCUUUUGUUAAACUUUGUUUUUCAUAGCUAAACCUGUCACUGUAGCAUUAAAUAACACUAUAAUGAUGCACAUUUUAUUAGCUGAGGAGCGUUGGGACUGUUUUGUACGGACUUGAAACUUGUUUUAAAGGAAUAAUUCAUGCAAGCAUAAGCAUUUAUCGCCCUAAUGUCGCUCCAAGCCCGUAUGACACAGUUUUUGCUGUAAAACACAAAAAGAGAUAUUGAGCAGAAUGUGCAAGCUGCACUCAAAAAAUGAUGAAAAAUCACCAUAAAGGAUCAGUAUGACUUUAUGCUGUAUUCAAAGUCAUAUGAACUACAUCUGAUAGUCUUUUUGGAGCUUGAUGCACAUUUAAUUGCAAGGCAAAGAGUUUCAUGAAUGCAAGAAAGUCGUGCAGGUUUGGAGCAUCAUAAGCGAGAAUGAUGAUAGGAUUUGAAUUUUUGCAUUAACUCCAGCGGCUUCUGCCGCAAGUGAAAUUACGACGUGAUCCUAGGAAAUAGAUCUCAAUCUUCUUCAUGCACUGGGUCUGUAAUGAGAAGAACGACUUGAAAAUGUAACUUGAAAAGUUUGGCGUGGAAGCGCACCGCUUUACUCCUACUACGCUGUAUUUAUGACUCCUGACAAACAUUACAUCUCUCUCUCUCGUACUCCAUGGAUAAAUACUACUGCCCUUCUGUCCCUCACCGCUUAAUAUGCAAGAUGUAAAUAUAGUUUCUAUAAUGUAUGACCUUUUUUAUUAAUCAGAUUUAAGUAGACAGUUGUGUGGUUUUGUUUUUUAAUGUGACUCCAUUUUAAUUCAGGUUUAUUUGUAUAGCGCUUUUAAAAAGUAGAUUUUAAAGCAGCUGUACAGGGUUUUUGGUCUGUGGUCUUUCAUGUAGUUUAAUUUUAUCUCCCAGUUUCACUGGACUGAUGUCUAGAGUUUGUGUUUUGACAAUCUGAAUAAGUACUGUUAUUCUCCUUCGUCCAUUUGCAACAAUGCAGUCACCUUACUCUAUUAAAAUGUGUCCAGAAAAAGCCAAAAAUGAUUGCAUAUAGUUGGAAGAACAUGUUAAUGCUUUCUUUAGAUUAUGUUUUCAUGUUAUGUAGAUCCAAAAUGACAAGCUACCAUUUGAAAUGUAUUUGUAACACUGGAUUGAGUCGCAACACUACUGAGAAAUAUAAGACGACACUGGCACAUCAGCUGCUGAUUGAGAAAAUCACCUUGAAUUGGGAGUAAGUGUUCGGGUUUGAUCUGUAUUUGUUUCUACUGUCGAGGUCAGUUUGUACAUAUAUUUAUAGUUUCCAGAAAGUGUGUCACUGCUGGCAGGAUUUGGGCUUCAUAAACGUCUGCACCCUUUCAUCCACUGGCUGUAGUGGAGACGUCCGUUGCUAAUUAUAACAGCUAAACGAUGGCGACAGUGUGAUUAAUGGCUGUGCAAACAGUCUUUAGCAUAAGGAAGUUUCCUCGAUCCUCUGACCUGUAUAAUCCGAGUGUAUUUCCCAAAUCUACAUGGAGAGACUUUUCAGGAAUUUCAGUUUCCAAUCAUGUACAUGGGUAAUUAUUAAAUAGUAAUAAAUACAGGUUUUCCUACAUUU